Amoebophrya sp. A120 is the source of this 483-nucleotide messenger RNA. NCBI's taxonomy places the organism in Eukaryota, Dinophyceae, Syndiniales, Amoebophryaceae. The record is from the annotation of a GenBank genome assembly.
AUGAGCGACUCGGAGGCCUCGCACGACCCGGACGGUCCACCGCCGCACGAGCGUCAGCAUUUUCAAUUCGCCUUAUCAACUUCAAGUGCAACUUAAUAUGUCUAGAUCUGGAAGAGAGCCGAUGUUUGCAGCAAUCCAUUCGGGCUUCGCUUGACCAAGAGGAUCUGGUAAUAUGCAUGCCCUAGAAUCGUGCCGGGUCUUGCAGCAGCUGCCCGAGGGCUAUCGUGCAUGAGCAAAAAGCCCCUUGUUCCCGUGUGACCAAGAAAAGCGGUUAGAUUUUUCCGUUCCUGCAAGACUGUUCUUUGCGUCGCGCUGUGCUAGCGGGCUAGCUUUUUGCAUCUCCCCAGAGCCAGACGCAUUAUUUGCACUGCAUACGCCUACGAGAAAGGCGAUCUGCGCGACUUCCUGCCAACGCCGGAGAAUGGGAAGGAGUCGCCGCUCACGACAGACGCCGGCGUUGCUUUGUUGGAGCGCACUCUUCGC